Molecule: messenger RNA, 5558 nt
Organism: Engraulis encrasicolus (European anchovy)
Lineage: Eukaryota; Metazoa; Chordata; Actinopteri; Clupeiformes; Engraulidae
Gene: rap1gapa
Product: RAP1 GTPase activating protein a
Exons: 24
Coding region: 288-2486 (732 amino acids)
Biological process (GO): regulation of small GTPase mediated signal transduction; activation of GTPase activity
Cellular component (GO): cytoplasm
Molecular function (GO): GTPase activator activity
Source: RefSeq, a predicted model, not a curated record
UCCUCCUCCUCCUCCUCCUCCUCCCCAGGUGCUGCGACUCAUGUGUCAAACCGAAGACACUGCGUGUCUCGUCUCCCGUCAGGAUCCAUAAGCCUGGAGAUUGUUUUUUUGUCCUCCCAUCGGUGUCAGGACUUUGUUGUUUUUCUCGAUUUCUUUGAAGUUUUGGAGAGUUGUUUUUAUUUUUGUGUUGUGUUGGGUCGGUGUGGGUCGGCUUGGGUCAUUUUGGGUCGUUUGCGGUUGGUUUUGUUUCAAUUUUGCCCACUGCUACCUCCUCUUUCUCUGUGGACAUGGCCAAAAGUCGCUCUGUUUACCAGGGCGCGCCUCAGGUGACCGUCGGGCACUGGAGGAAACCCAGUCGAACCUCAGAUUUAUUUGAAAUGAUUGAGAAAAUGCAGGGAAACAGGAUGGAUGAGCAGAGAUGCACCCUCCCUCCCCCACUCAAAACAGAGGAGGAUUACAUUCCUUAUCCCAGCGUUCACGAGGUGCUGGGUAGGAAGAGUCCAUUCCCCCUGAUUCUGCUGCCCCAGUUCGGAGGCUACUGGAUCGAGGGGACCAAUCACGAACUGCGUAUGAGUAGCGGGGGCGGGGGCGAGCCGGAGCAGCUGCUGUCCCCCACGUCAGCCGCCUCCCAGGUCAAGCUGGAGAGCAACACCACCGCCAAGAUCUACAGGAAACAGUUCCUGGGCAAGGAGCACUUUAACUACUACUCGGUGGACAAUGCCCUGGGCCACCUCGUCUUCUCCGUCAAGUAUGACGUCAUCGGGGACCAGGAGCAUCUACGCCUAAUGCUCAGAACUAAAUUGAAAACCUAUCAUGACGUGAUUCCAAUAUCGUGCCUGACAGAAUUCCCCAACGUGGUGCAGAUGGCCAAGCUCGUCUGCGAAGAAGUGAAUGUGGACCGUUUUUUCCCAGUGCUUUACCCAAAGGCCUCGCGGCUUAUUGUCACGUUUGAUGAGCACGUCAUCAGCAACAACUUCAAGUUCGGAGUCGUCUACCAGAGAUUUGGACAGACGUCAGAAGAAGAGCUCUUCGGGAACAGUGAGGAGAGCCCGGCCUUUGUGGAGUUCCUUGAAUUCAUCGGCCAGAAGAUUGAACUGCACGACUUCAAAGGUUUCCGUGGAGGUCUGGACGUGACUCAUGGCCAGACAGGUACCGAGUCGUACUACACCAACUUCCACAGCAAGGAGAUCAUGUUCCACGUCUCCACCAAGCUGCCCUACACAGAAGGGGACACACAACAGCUGCAGAGGAAGCGUCACAUCGGUAACGACAUCGUGGCGAUACUGUUCCAGGAUGAGAACACGCCCUUCGUGCCGGACAUGAUCGCGUCCAACUUCCUGCAUGCCUACGUGGUGGUGCAGGUGGAGAACGCAUGCACCGACAACGUCAUCUACAAGGUGUCAGUGACGGCGCGGGAUGAUGUGCCAUUCUUCGGCCCAGCCCUGCCAGAUCCAGCCAUCUUCAGAAAAGGACCAGAGUUCCUGGAGUUCCUGCUCACCAAGCUCAUCAAUGCGGAGUACGCCUGCUACAAGGCAGAGAAGUUUGCCAAGCUGGAGGAGCGCACGCGGACAGCCCUGCUGGAGACGCUGUACGAGGAGCUGCACAUCAACAGCCAGGCCAUGAUGGGGCUGGGCGGGGGAGGGGAGGAGGACAAGCUGGAGAACGGAGGAGGGGGAGGAGGGGGCUUCUUUGAGUCCUUCAAGCGGGUGAUCCGCAGCCGAAGCCAGUCCAUGGACGCCAUGGGCCUCCUCACUAGCAAGAAGCCGCCCCCGGUCUCCACUAGUCACCACGGGAGUUUUAACCACAGCCUGCCAGAGACCCCCAAAGCCCCCAUGCUAUCAUUGCUUGUCCCAGGGAAAAGUCCCAGUAAAUACGGACGUCGAGGCAGCGCCAUAGGCAUAGGAACGAUAGAAGAGUCGCUUAUCAUUCCGGGAAAGAGCCCGACCCGGAAAAAGUCGGGUCCCUUCAGCUCCCGGAGGAGCAGCGCCAUCGGCAUCGAGAACAUCCAGGAGGUGCAGGAGAGGAGCUGCCGGGAGUGCUCGCCCAGCAUUCAGAAGACACCGGACAGUGGCCACGCCUCCCAGGACCCCAAGUCAGACAACUCGUCCAAUCAGAGCUCUCCAGAGGUGGUCACCGCCAAGAGCAGUUCUGCACUGGUUUGCAGGGCUCCAUCUAUCCCGGAGGAUCCCAACCUGUCGCGCUCCUCGUCCAACGCCAGCAGCUUUGCCAGCGUGGUGGAGGAGAACGAGACCGAGGCCACAGAGGACUAUGACACCGGCAUGGAGAGCCUAUCGUCAGCUGGGACGCCACACAAGAGGGACUCGUUCACGUACAGCACGUGGCUGGAGGACAGCAUGAGCAGCGCCAGCAGGGGGAGCUCUCCUGCAUCCAAUAGACCGGACGCAGCCAAGACAGAAGCCAAGCCAGGAGUCAAGCUGGAGCGGCCCAACAACCACAAGUCAUCACCUCCCUCAUCGAACUGCUAGCCUCUCCAAACCCAAUUGCUUCAUGGAUGUCCAUCCACAGCAUUCCCAUAAGAAACACUCUUGUCAAGGAGACUCUGAACAGUGGUGGCGGUAGUGGAGGGCUUUGCCAUAACCAUGACGACGACGAUGCUGAGGAUGAGAGGGAGGAGGAAGAUGGAGGAUGCCCAUUGGCCGGCAGUGCUGGUGUACCAAGCGGGCUGGGAGGAAGUAAAUCGCUCGGUGUCUCCGCCCCUCUCUACACCCCUGACCGCUGGCUUCUCCCUUGGAGCCGCCGUCAUGUGACCUUGCAAAUCACAUGACCCAGUCCCUCUACACCAGGAUUCUAUAGCCUACUGGUUGGGAGUCUCAGUCCCUGCGACCUCUACCCUUAUUCCCCAUCCCCAAACUUAUCCUUUCCACCCCACGGAAGACCCAAUGUCCCAAUACCACUACCCGAGGCUACAGGGUCAGAGCUUAGGCCUACACCCCCUUCCUCUUCCCCCCACCCCAUAUCCUGUAACACCCCCUCCCACACACACACACUGCCCCCCAUUGAGACCGAGAGAGACCUCAUGUGCACUGUGCUCGUUCCUUUUCCUUGUCCUUCUUCUGUCCUUCAGUGGCCUGUUCAUUCCAUAUGGUUAUUACCUGUAUUAGCCCUCUGUCUAAUGUUUAUGUUUCUUUUCUUGGGAGUAUUUGGGUCUAUUUCUCUGAAGGCACUUCUGUCCAUGGAACCAAUUUUCAGGAGUGACUGACUGGCGUGGAUAACAGUGGAUUCCAUGCUCAUGUAGCAUGAUGUGUUGUGAAUGAAAAAGGUGUGCGACGAACGUAGUGAAGGAGAUUCAUUUUAGAAGAUAUAGAAGAGUGAUUCUUUGCGAAUAAAACAUGAAGGAAAAAUGUAAGUUUUAAGACAUAUUUUCGCUACAUUUUGGUUUUGUAAUUCAGAUGUCAUCAGAUACGUACGUAUGCUUCUCAGUGAUGUGCACGUCUAGUCAUUUGUGAAUACGACACCACAGCUGUUGGGCUUUACUGUAAUUGGACAUAUUCGGGGCUGGUAAGGUUACAGUGACCAUAUGUAUUACUAACAUGUUGAAUUUAAAAAUGUACAAAUCAGAAGAGAAAAAACGGUGAAAAAAUGUAAAUUACACUACAUGCCAAAACCCCUUUCACGCAUCUUGCUAGAAUGGAAAUGAUUUUGUGUUUGUGUUACUGAAUUGUGUGUCAUUCAAAGAAAAGAGAUGAUGUUGCCUUAACUGUAAAAAAAGAAAACUGCAGUUCAUAAAUCCUUAAAAAAACUACCAAGAGCCAACUGUGCACCACACUACUUUUCCCCAGCAACUAGGAAGCUGGAGUGAGUAUAAAGCUUAAUAUGAAGUCUAUGUGAAGUGUUUUUUUUGUUUUUUUGUUUGUUUUACUGUAUAUCUUAGAAGCACCACCGUGAUGUCUCUCACCAUGGCUUGUCAUACUGAUUUGAUGUUUCAAUAUAGCCUACCACAACUCUUGGGGAUGGUUCAAAUGAACCAGAGGUAGCUGUGGCCUAGCCUCAUCAACUUUCAAAUCUCUUUGAGACUUGGUCUGACCAAGAGCAUAACAAUUAACGUUUCCCAAACGGCAUGGUUUGCUACUGGUUGACUGGUGUCCAACAAAGUGGGUAGAGUUCCCAAUUUUUCGGGAGAUCAGAAACGUUAUUUACAUUGCUCUUGGCCUAAGGCUGUGGCCAGGCUAGCUGUGACUUAUUCUUCCCCUCUAUACAGAACAUGACCCCAUUUUGACAUUCCUUUCAGGCCAUGCCAGACGUUGGACAUCAUGUGUUAAAAAACAAGGAAGCAAGGGAUAUUGUUGUGUCAAUCCAGUCCUUCAUGUGAAGGCGUGUAUCCCUAUCCUACGUGCCAUCCUCUUCACAGACAAUUACCAGGAUUAUAUACUAAUAGAUUUGUGUUUCAAAUGUUGUUUUGGAGACCUAGUGCUAAUACUUCUUCUACGGUGUAUUCCUGUUUUCACAGGCUUGUGAAGCUUCUAGAGUUGUUGUCAUGCAAAAAAAAGAGAGGUGCUUCAAAUGUGUCACAAUGUGCUCGUAAGCUGCUCCCACUCCUGACUAAACCGUCCUGUCCAGAGCCCUCUGUAGAUAAAAUAAAUACAGUAAAUGCCUGGGUAUGAUACAUACCGGUGAUAAUGUCAUAACUGCCAAAAUACUAAUAAUGAGCAAAAUGUGCAAUGUGAUAUGUGCCCUCAAAGCUUAUUUGACAUCAAUUCAAUUGAUUUAAGGAUUUCUUUUUGUACAAUUGGUUAAAUGACCAUGAGGAUCUAUUCAAUGCUGAGAAGUGAUGUAAUUCAUAUGCCUCGCCAUUCGAAUACCAUGGUAGUUCCAGUAAGUCCACAGAAAAUUUAAACUCCUUUUGAAUGUAGCAGAUUAAUGUAUUGGUUGGUGACUGAUAUUAUUGAUUGCCCGAAUGCUUUAAAAAAAAAAAACUGAACUGCCUUUUGUGCUUUGUAUGCUUUUGGUCAUGAUUUUUAGUCUCUUGUUUUGCGAAAACGCCAUGAAAUUAAGCAUUUUGAGCGCAAUGUCUCAGUCCUUCCCUUGCUUUACCUGUCAACACUGAAGGGUCGUCGUGCAUGCUGGCAUGGUAACACGGUAACCAGAGGCGGUUAUGCCCUCUGUGCUUCUCAAGACUUCAUUUAAUGUAAUGUCCUUCACAAAAGAUGAGAUUGUCAAUAAAAAUAUAUUAUUGAAAGAAAUUUACGAUUAUUAUUAUUGCUACUGUUGUUGUUAUUAUUAUUGUUAUUGUUACUACAGAUUUUGUUUCAUUUAAUGGCUGUAAGGAUUGAUUUUUUUAUCGAAUUUGAUUUCAGUUCUGUGCCAUUUUGAGGUGAUCAUGUCUGUAAUUUAUGGAUCAUUGUCCUGUUUGUGUGGAUUAAUAAAGCACAACAUUCAUGAUUGUAAAACAGGGUACGAUCUAUUGGGAUAUCUAGAAAAUACAUGAAGCUGCCCUCCAUUUACUGAUGUUAUUUGUGACUUUAUCUCCUGUAAGAUGUUGAACUGUAUAUAGUGCUUUUUGUAUAUAUUGCAAAGAAUUAAAAAUAAAGAAAAGCAAG